This is a messenger RNA of Triplophysa dalaica, 10648 nucleotides long. RefSeq names its product nuclear factor of activated T cells 5a (gene nfat5a). Gene Ontology annotation, molecular function: DNA-binding transcription factor activity, RNA polymerase II-specific; transcription factor binding; RNA polymerase II cis-regulatory region sequence-specific DNA binding. The transcript is spliced from 13 exons. Bases 2568 to 6620 code for a protein of 1350 amino acids. Lineage: Eukaryota; Metazoa; Chordata; Actinopteri; Cypriniformes; Nemacheilidae. Gene Ontology annotation, biological process: calcineurin-NFAT signaling cascade; regulation of transcription by RNA polymerase II; cytokine production. The record is from RefSeq and is a predicted model, not a curated record. Gene Ontology annotation, cellular component: transcription regulator complex.
AAUCACUUUAUUCCAAAGAGUCAGUGUAUGACCUACUCCCUAAAGAGCUUCAGUUACCCCCGGCCGAACAGCAGGACAAACCCACCAUGAGCCAGAAAAGUGGUGGAGAGUCUGGACCUCCUCCUCCAGCUGCCUUGGCAUCCGGUAGGACACAUUUCGCAUGUCUUUUAUCUCUCCGAUUUUAUCUCAGUCUGAAGCUAGCAAGUCAUUUCUGACAGGCUUUGCUCAGGUCUUGUCUCUGCUGUGGUGUGUCUAUGGGAUGUUGUCUUUCCUUCCAUUCCUUGCCCGUUCUCAUUUGGAUUCCUUUGUGUUGACGGGGAUACUGCACUUUUCUUUUAUUUCUUUGUUUUAGCAUUUGUUUUAAACGCUGCGCACCUUUUGUAUUUAUAGUGUUGCAAGACUUGGACUUCCUGUUGCACUUUAUUAGCUUUAUAUUUUUAAACUGCAUACACAUCCUUGUCUUUCUUGAUUUUUUCAUUUCUUUCACAGUUUUUUAGUCUCUUUUGUUGACUUUGCAGACUAACUCAUUUCAUAUGAUUUGUCCUGUCUCCAUUGAAACUGUUGAAAAGAGUUUUUUUGUUGUUGCUGUCAGUGGAGUAAAGUGCUUUCCUGAAUUUUCUCAGAUCAUGGGUGUCUGCCCGCUGAGGGCAUGCUAUGGUUGAAGAAUAUAACCAGCAUUUGCCAGGUGGCAGAGGUCAUUAAAACAUUAGAUGAACUGUCAAAUAAUUUGAUGAAAGUUGAUUUUUCGGCUUUGUCUACAAAUUGCCUACAUAAGGGUGAGGCCUUAUUUGGGAUUUUUCUCUUUCUCCUCUGUUGGAAGACUAUUGUUUUUUUUUCAAUUAAUUAACAAAUAAAAUGAUUGUACUUCAAGGGCUGGGCGAUAUAUAAAUACAUAAAAAUAACAUAUAAUAUACAAAUCAUAUUUUUCAGAGAUGCGCCGAUAUAUCGGUAAAUAAUCUGUAUCGGUCGUUUAAAUCAAUCAAUCAAAAAAAAAUGCAAUGAAUUUGUGCUUCGUAUAUAUAAAAUGUAAAAAAAUUACCGUUUGAUGUUCAAUAUUAUUAUUCAUUGAUUCGCAUGAAUUACUAACAUUCAAAAAGUUCAGAAAUAUAGUAUGUAGUAUCGGUGACUGCAGAUAUCACUCGGAAUAAUCGGCUAGCGGAUGGAUGAAGAGGUUUAGUUUUGGUGCAUCUCUAAUACUUUUUGUUUUAACUGUGAUUUCAGAUGAGGGGAUUAAAAAUAGCACAAUGUGAAAAGUAAAAUACUGUAAAAUAUACUUGAAUAUAUCAAUAUGUGUAGCUAAAUAUUUAAAGUAAUUACUUUUAUAUACAUAUUUGAGUGAUGUUUUGAACAAACUGAUUGCUGAAAACUAUUUUGAUAUGCUAAAUCAACACCCCUAAAGAUGAUAUGAUCUAGAGAUAAAAAUGUUGUCAAUGUUUAAUCACCUUCAUUCAUUUCAAACCCAUAUGACUUUCUAUCUUCUGAUCAGGCUACAUGGUAAAUGCAGCGCUGUUCACAAUACUGAACUUGUAAAUUUGUAUAAAUGUCCGUGUGGAAAUGCCGCUCAUGCUUGCUUUCUGGCAAAAUAUAAAUCCUUUUUUUUCCAAAGAAGGAAGUCAGACUGGAUUGUAAUGAAAUGGGAGCGAGUAAAUUAUGACACAUUUUAAUUUAUUUAUUUUAUGUAUGUUUCAUUGGUCUUUUCCUUUGAUGAGGUUUAAAUUAAAUGCACUAUUAAAAUAUCUCUAACAAGUUCUGUGAUAUACCUGAAAUAUAAUAAUAAAGUUGAAUUAAAAUGAAAUAUAUCGCUCAGCCCUAAUUCAAGCAUUAUUGUGAUCUGCAAGUAGCCAGGUUAAUGCUACACUACUUCCUGUUUUGACAGGAAGCUGAGGGAUCUUAAAGCGAACCUGCCCAGACUAAUUUCUGUGUUUUUGCAGCAAUAAAUUUGAGGGAGUUCCCUCUGAAUCAGGGAGAGUCUGCAUAUAAAAUGGUCAGCAGUUCUCUGCUUCGUAGGUCAGAAGCUUGUUUAUUCUGUCUCCAUGGCUACGUUCAGUCCCAACCAAAUCGCCCAAUUGGCAUGCAUUAGACGACACCUCAGAAUUAUCAUUGGCCAAUGUUAUUUGUCUGUGAAAAGCUGCUUUGAAAAGAUCAGCACUGGCUUAUGCAGUAGCGCCCACAAAUGCUCUGUAUACCCCAACGCAUGUUUCGUUUAGCAGUUUUAUAUGGUAGGACUGAAAGUUUUUCGACCGCUUUGAUUGAAGCUUUAACAGAUAUUUGGUAAAACUACAAAGGCAAAUCCCUUAUGUAUGAAUAUAAAGGAACAAAGUAAGGUGUAGUGAUUUGGCCUAAAUAAUUACUUUAAUUUAACAUAUAACGCAAAAACAAUCAAAACAGAUAAAAGGCAAUGGCUAAAUAUCAUGGCGUGUUUCACUGCUUGAUCGGGACUGCUAGCCAGGCCUGCAGAGACCGUUUUAUUGACCUUCUGUACUGUGCACACUACAGAUGCCGCCGCCACUUGCGCCUCCGUCGCCUCCUCUGGAGGCCUCAGCAGUACACUUCCUUCCUGUCCCAGCAUGCUCUCUGCUACCUCAGCCCAAGAGCAGACCUCCAGGGUGCACAGUGGUCUUGCCGCAGAAGGAAUGGGAGCAGAGCCUGGUUCGCUGAUGACCAUCAGCGGGGUAGGUGUGGGCGAUGCUGCCGGGAACGCGCAGAGUCAGGCAACCCCCUCGAAGCGACGGACCAUCCUGAGCAUUUCACCGCCUCCCGAAGAUCUGCUGGAUGACAGUCGCAUGUCCUGCCAGGAUGACCAGCUUCCCAACCCGGACUCGGAGCAGAGCAGCACCAUCUGGAUGGAAGACUCGGUCUCCAACUUUAGUAUGGCUAGCAACACUUCGUACAAUGACAACACUGAAGUGCCCCGAAAAUCUCGCAAGAGAACACCUCGCCAGCGCCCGGGGCCCAAACCUGCAGCCAGAGAUGAAGCGGGCAUGGAUGUGUUUGAUGCGGACAGCGCAAAAGCGCCACACUUUGUUCUUUCACAGCUGGGAUCAGAUGCCAAAGUCACACCCAAAGUGAGCAGCUCCUUAGAAGUGUCAAACAAUCAGAAAGGCGGUGUCCUCUCCAUUCAGUAUCCACAGAAGAGCGAAGGGAAGGAGCUGAAGAUUUUGGUUCAGCCGGAGACUCAGCACAGGGCGCGAUACCUCACAGAGGGCAGUAGAGGGUCUGUCAAAGACCGGACACAGCAAGGGUUCCCAGCGGUCAAAUUAGAGGGAGCCAAUGAACCAGUGGUGCUUCAAGUGUUUGUGGCGAAUGACGCUGGACGUGUGAAGCCUCAUGGCUUUUAUCAAGCCUGCAGAGUGACUGGGCGCAACACAACGGCCUGCAAAGAGGUGGACAUUGAAGGGACCACAGUGAUUGAAGUAAACCUUGAGCCAAGCAACACUAUGACCCUCGCCGUGGACUGUGUUGGAAUCUUAAAGCUGAGGAAUGCUGAUGUUGAAGCUCGUAUUGGUGUAGCCGGCUCAAAAAAGAAGAGCACUCGUGCUCGCUUGGCCUUUAGAGUCAAUAUCCCGAGACCAGAGGGAUCCGUUCUGACACUUCAAACUCUUUCCUCUCCCAUCCUAUGUACUCAACCUGCUGGAAUUCCUGAAAUCCUGAAGAAGAGUCUUCAAAGUUGCCCGGUUGCAGGAGGAGAGGAGGUCUUUAUUAUCGGCAAGAACUUUCUCAAAGGAACCAAAGUGAUUUUUCAGGACAAUUCUGCAGAUGAGAGCGGUUGGAAUGCUGAAGCAGAGAUUGACAUGGAACUUUUUCAUCAGAAUCAUCUAGUAGUGAAGGUUCCCCCAUAUCAUGACCAAACAAUUACUUCUCCAGUGUCUGUUGGAAUAGCAGUGGUGACAAAUGCAGGGAGAACGCAUGAUUUCCAAGCUUUUACUUACACACCUUUAACAGAGAGUGUUGACAUCCCAGUUAAGUCAGAAUUGCCAGCCACAGUCAAAGCCUGUACCUUUGAAGAGCAGAUAAAAGCAAUGCAAACCGAGAGCAGUUGUCUAAACAAUGUAUUAAUGUUACCUAUGGUCAAACGAGAAGAACCUAUGGAAGUCUCUUGCAAUGCAACACCUUCAGACUUGUUCAAGCCUGUAGAGGAAAUCAGUUCAACCCAGCAAAUUUUGGAGAUAAGUACAGUCCUUCCCUCUGGCAGUAAGUCUUUUCCAAGCCCUGUGCCUCUCCAGCCAGUUGACACACAACAGCCAUCGGCACCAAUUUUUAACUCUCAAGAAACAUUGUCCACUAUUCAGAAGCAGGACAUUCCCUCACCCGCAUCGUUCCAAGUGUCCUUGUCAGAAGACACAACAGUUCUUCAGCCUGUUCCUCCUCAGGUACCUCAACAGUUCCUGCGGGAAACUCCUGAGACGCUGUCUCCUGAAGAUACAGGUGCAGAUGGAAGUGGAAUGGUAUUGGUUGGCAUGGAAUCUCGGUCAACCCCAUCGCAGCCACCACAGGUUCAGACGCUUUUGCCCCAAGAUGGGGUAACGCAGCUGGAGAGAGCAGUAAGAGAACUGCAGGCACAACAGCAGCUUAAUUCUGUGCUUUACAGCCCAGCACCAUCUGCCGAAAGUCUUCAGCAACACGUCCAGGAAAAUAUGAACAGUUUAAGGCUGGGAGGAAAUGAGAGUACUCUAAACAACCAGCUUCAGCAGCAGCAAGAGCAGAAUAUUUUGGAGAAUUUGCAGCAUCAACAACAGAAGGCACUUGUGGAUCUACAACAUCAACAGACAGUCCUUGAAAAUUUGCAACAGCAUCAACAAGUUUUGGAAAAUCUCCAGCAGCAGGCACUUGGCAACUUGCAGCAGCAGCAGCAAACGCACAAGGUUUUAGAGAAUCUGCAGCAUCAACAACACCAUCAGAAAGUUCUCGAGAACAUUCAGCAACAAAGUUCUCUAGUGACUCUGCAGCAUCAGAAAGUUCUGGUUAAUCUCCAUCAACAACAACAGCACCAGAAAAACUUAGAAACACUUCAGCAUCAGGAAGUGUUAGAGAACCUAAAGCAGCAACUCCAGUCAGAGCUUCUGCAGACACAGAUUCCCAUGCAAUGCACACCCAGCUUCUCCAGUGAUCAGCCAAGCUCCACCCAUGGUAGCAAUCUAUCACAGUCAUCUGAAGGGUUUAUUCAGAACGCACCCCAGCAGCAGAUCCAGCAGCAGACUGGAAUUUUCCAACAAACAAGAGGUCUUACGACCAUUCAGACAUCCAGCUUUUUGCAGCAGCCACCCUCUCAACAUUCGCCUCCACGGCAACUUUUUCAGAGUCACAACCCCUUGAAUGAAACACAAGACUCGCAGACAGUCCUCUUCGGAACCACAAAGUCGCCGCAGGUCCAAGCAACCUUAUUUUCCGGUACCAUGACAAUGCUAGCAAGCACCAAUCUAUCCUCAGAGCAACAGGCCCCUUCAACGAGUCUGUAUAUUGCGCAAAGCGUGUUGCCCAGCCAGCUACCGUCGGAUAACAACCAGAACCAACAGCAACAACAGAUAACUUUCCUGACACCCAUUCAGGCAUCUGGAACAGACCCUCAGACUGUCUCCCUUUUUCAGGGACAAUCCCAGCUGUCCACUCCAAUGGAACAACAGUCUACCCAACAGCAACAGAUGCCAACAUCCCAACAAGCCUCACUUUUCCCAAAUAUCCCCACAAUGUCCCAAAAUCAAGCACAGCAGCAACCGCAGACAGGCAUAUUGUUCUGUACCGGAACCCUGAACCCCCAUGAUUUGCCCCAGGCUCUGAUAUUCAGUGGUCAGAACCAGGGAUCAAUAGGUAGUGACCGGCUACCAGAGAAUAUCUUUCAGGAGCAACAACCCAUGCAAGUUGUCCCCAGCUCUGAAAACGUUACUGUGAACAACUCCUCCAACCAACCCACUGUCCCCGCAGUCCAGUCUCAAAACCCAUCGAUUAUUUUUCCAUCAGCCGCUGUAGUACGCGUAACCCAACAAGACUCAUUAGAGCCCAUGUCUUUUCAAGAUCAGAGCUCCAUGAGUGACUCAUCUGCCAGUUUGCCUUCAACGCGGACUGAACUAUUUCAGGACCAGCAACCUAUGCAGGUUGUUCCCAGUGCCACCAGCGUAACACCCGUCUCUCCCACGGACCAACCUUCUGUCAACAUUUUUUUGCCUCAAUCAGCCAUUUCAGCCCUACAGGGUGGAGUAGGUGUUCAAGAUAUGCCUCAAACUGGCACAGCAACCACCAUCUUUAGGGGACAGAGUGGCGUUGCAGUCGGCAGUCUCCAGAACACCACACCUAACUCAACUCCGCAACCUCCCAACCAACUCUUUCAGACAGCUAUUGGGGGGACUCUAAGUCAACCUGGACAGCCAGGACAAGCAGGCCUAUUUCUCUUUGAGAUUCCCAGCGAAUGUGGACAGCUAAUAAAUUCUCCUGGUCCGGCAUUGCCAGAACAGCUCGUCACCAUGGGGCAUCCCGGUUCGGAUCAGAGUCAGAGCCAACUUCAGACCAGUGCACAGAUUCAGACCAUACUGGACCAGUCCAACAACCUUGAUGAUAAGAUAGAUGAACUUCUUGAACGUUUUCAAGAGCAAGAAAAGACGCUCCCUCGGGAUUUCUUGGACCAUUGAAGAUAAGUAGUUUGAAACCUCACUUCAGUAGGCCACCGUCCACACUUCUUGUCAAUCUUACGUAUUUAUUGUCUAACUUUUGGCUACAUCUGUCAAAUGGGGGUCUUCCCUUAUAUGUAUGUUUCUGAAAGCUUCUAGUGUGGUGUUGGAUCUCAGCAUCACAACAUCUUUUCUUGAUGGGUCCAGUUCAUUGAGGCCAAUGUUUGGCAUGUCAACAUAUCAUGUGACCCAUUAAGACAUAAAGUAUAUUGGCACUUUGUUACUUUGUAUUGUGUUCUUGACUUCCACUUGAACUUCUUCAAUUAUUAACAUCAUUUAUCUGGUUUUAGUAGAAACUCACCUAGGUUGGUGUCAACUCCAAAACGCUCUGUUGCCGUUGAGAUAACAAAUACAUUGUGAAUGAAUCUGAAAUAUAUUUAGCACUUUAGGGAGUAUCUACUCCCUUUAAGCUUUGUAACCCAUAUGUGUCUACUUGGUUGUCAAAGCUUUGUUUUCAUAGUCAUAAUGCCUUUCUAAAAAUAUGUUUUGUUAACAUGUUUUUUUGAGCCAUGUUUCAUGUUUUUGUUUGUUUGAAUUCAUGUCUGAAUCCUAAUAUCACAUUGUACCAAUUAUACAAAGUCUAAAUGCCCAAUGUACACUCCUUCCCACCUUCUGUUUCCUUUUAAUUUAAUCUUAUUUACAGUAAACAAGAGGUCCAACUUUUAAUCAUGAAUUUCUACAAAGGUUGUGUAAGCGUGCAACAUGAGAGAUAUGUGAACAUGUAAAGAUAUGUGAGGUCGGAUUGUUUUAUCACUUUACACACACCGGACUUUCUACGGUAUGAUGACUUUCGUUUGUUUGUUUGUGUGCUCAGGAAAUAGAGCACAUAGAUGUUCAAAGUUCAUAAGAUGCAGCAACAUUCUUGAUUUUGAAUUGUGUGGUCCAUGGAGAUCUUUAGACAAGCACAAGCUUGCGAAUAGUCUUUGUUGGGGUUUCUAUUCGCAGGUGUGUCCCAUCAGUACUUUAAUCGGUUAGGUCAGCCUGAAAAAGCCAAUAUAGUCAUCAUUUACUCACCCUCAGGUGGUUACAAAACCUUUGUGGCUUAUGUUUUGGGGAGCAUGAAAGCUGAUACUGUAAAGAAUGUUCACGUUGUGAUCAUUACAUUAGCUUUAAAAGUACAUUAGCGUUAUACAAAUUUCAUAUGAUUCUUGUGCUUUAUUUUAAUACUGAAAUCUUAAACUAUCAUAAGGAGGAAACUAAAACCGUAUUAGUUACAGGCUUUUCUCCACUAUGAAAAUAAGUGUAUAGUAAAGAUCAACUUGAACAUUCUUGAUGGUAAGUAAACGAUGACAGUACUGUUGUUUUGUGAACUAUCCCUUAUAUAGUACACAUUCUUUUGAGAGUUUAAAUAGCAGUUACGUCCAUAUUUUCCCCUGAAUGUUUAGGUCAGGAUUGGUUUGGGAAAGAGAAAUUGGAAACAAUCUUUGGUACUAGCCUUUCCUUAGACAUUUUGCCAUUAUUCUGACCUACAGAAAUGACGAUACUUAACAAGUAAUACAAUUCUGACUAUAUCUACAUCUAUUUGGAAGGGAGAAAAUUGAUCAAGAUACAUCCUGCAAUCUAUGAAGAUAAAGCUUCAUACCAUCAGUGCAUGACAAUCUCAUACAAAUUAGUUUUCAGUUAAAUUAGAUUAGGUCAGAAAUCACAAACGUCAUUCCUAACUGGAAGACCUCUCUACAUGUAGUGAAGAAGGGGCGCUAUACGCUAGGAAGUAAGUCAUACAGGGUUAAAUCUCUCACAUUGACAAAAUACUGCUACAUUUUUUACAUUCUACAUUCAAUUGAUUUUGUUUACAUUGGUUAUCAUUUGGGAUUUGGGUUGGGUUCAGGGGUUCAUUGUAACGUUUAUUGUGAUUACAUUGUGGAGGGUGGGUGUUUUACUUCCUCUUAUACAUUUUCUAUGUCAGGGUCACCUUUACUGAAGAGAUCUUUUUUUGUUGUAGAACAUAUUGAAUCCCAUAUAUUUACGUAUUCAUGGACACAUGCAGUCUUUUUAAUACAUUUGUAGGAUAAUACAAAAGUGUACUCGAUUUUUAAAAGCAGCUUUUGCAAACAUAAUGUGAGUAGUUCUUCAUAAACAUUGAUAUGUCGGUUUUUUUUACGUCAUCCCCUUUCUUGCCUUUAUAUUCUUUUUUAGAAUAUGCUUGAUGUAAAAUUGGCAUAACAACAUGUAAAUAGUAUACCGGCCGUUUUAAGUGUGCUGUUCCUUUGUGAGGUAGCAGUUUGUUAAAUGCGUGCUCUCUUUGUAGUCAAACACAAUAUCUCACCUGUAAGUGAGGCAUACAUACAGUAUUUUUGUAAGGCUGAACUUUGAAAUGUACUGUGUACAUUUGAAACAUUUAAAAGUGAAUUUUGUCCCUUCCGCGGUACUGUACUUCAUAUGUCCAGAACGGUGAAAAUGAUGGUUUUGUCCCCAUCACUGUGUUACAAAAUGGAAAUUGUUAUGUGUUUGGUUGGUAAUAGGCUGUUCAACCAGUGGUUAUGAGUAUGCGUGGGUUAAUCUCACACACAAUGUCCAUAUUUUAUUUGAAAUCAAGAAUACAUUUAAAGCAAUUAUGUUUCCGUAAAGAAAAUUGUGCCUAUUUAAAUGCAUUAUUAUUACUGUUAUUAUUACGUUUUUGCAUUGUGACAUUUUUGUGAUUUACCUUACUAAUAAAAUAAAUCUUAUUGUUGUAAUGGUUAAAAACAAUGGAUAAAUUGUGCAAUUCUAAAUCUUAAUUGUAUUUGUUGCAUCAAAUUGAUACUACUUUACAUAACAACGAAGCUAAACAGGAGUUUUUAACGUUACAAGAGAAUAUGAUGGCAAAUAUGCUUUAUCGUCAUAAAAAUGUCAAGAUGCAAUAAAAUAGCAAUGAUCCUAAAGUAAGCUUAUUUUUCUUUUUGCAAAAUCUUCUUUCUUUUCAGAAAUAUGAGUCGUUUUUUUGUGGCAUAAUGGCUACUGUUCUGGAACUUCAGUUCCAUACAAAGCCAUAAAACUCUGAAAGCAGACUCGCUGAAUGUGUGUUUUAUCUCAUGAUGUAGGAAAUAGAUUCACACUACAUCUAACCUAAGGACCAACUAAAAAAAUCAUCCUCUUCUUUCUCAAAACAAGGCAGCAAAAUCAGCUUCUUUGUAAUUAAACCGACUGUUUGUUCUUUCUUGGUUCUUGGACACUUCUUUAAAAGUCAUACUGUAUGUACUGUAUCAUGAACAAGCGACAGCGCAUUUCUGCACAGAUUUAUCAUUACACAAACUUUUAAAGAAAUUAUUUUACUUUCCAUCAUAUUGUGCUUUUUGAUUGAAAGUACUUUGUGCCUUUGCAAGCCUUUCCUCUUACUUCUAAGGACCUUUGUAUAUAAUUCAAUACUUAGAUGUUGGGAUUAGUAGGUCAACUUAAUCCAGAAAGAAAAGACUACGGUCUUGUUUAGUUGACAUUGUUUUGUCCAGUCAAAAUGUCAAUAAUGAAGUCCAUCGGUGUAGUCUAGGAAAUAUCUGACCAUUUAUAUCACGAAACUGCUAUGCAGCCUUCACUCACUGUUAUUUUUUAUAUUUUAUUUUAAAAACGUUGUGUCAUUCUCAUCCAUCGGUGGUUAUGGCCUCUGAUAUUUGUGGUGAGGUAAAAGAGGGUAAUGGAUCUCCAAGAAUUUAUAGCUGUUAAAUACAAACAAGGUUUGAAGUGAACGCUCACCCGUCACCAGCAGUUGUUUGUGCUCUUAUUUUGUGUGCGUGUCUGUGUAUUUGUUUGUGUGGGAGUAUUGUAAAUACAUUCUUCUCACACGUUCUUGAUUUUUGUUUGAUGUGAUUAAUGUCAAUUGCUUUUAAAGUUGUCAUAGUGUUAACAGUUCACUCUUGAGUUUAUAAGAAUGAGAUUCAGUGUUGUGAAGAAACGUGAACUAAUGACAUUUGACGUUAAUCAACAUGUAUUUUGCUUUAAUCAGUACAUUUGUACACUCCUGCAGUUAUAUUUCUGUAAGUUGUGCUGCUAAACGAAUAAAGAUAGAUAUGAAGUUC